UGCACCUCCAUACUUCAUCCACCGACGCUGCAGAGGUUGUUAAAACCAGCGGGACGUCCGCGGCGAUAACAUGCACCAACUAACGAAAACGACGUCCUGGGGGAAGUAGUAAGUAGAGAGAGAGAAAGAGUGGUAUAAAAAGCGGCCCAAACAUGUACAACGUCACAUACGGCUCCACCGCCAUGCCGCGGCCGAGCGAGUUGCCGCUCUCGACGGUAAACCUCCGGCCGAGGUCCUUCUCCCAACCGCGGAUAAAACCGUCCAAACGGCUGAAUCUAAACGUCGGCGGGACGCACUAUGAGGUGUCGAAGAGUCUUGUCGACAUGUAUCCGGAUACUUUGUUGGGAAGUAGGGAGAAGGAAUGCUUCUACGACGAUGCUAGAAAGGAGUACGUCUUCGACCGCGAUCCGGAUAUAUUCCGGCACAUCCUAAACUACUACCGGACGGGGACUCUCCACUAUCCGGAAAACGAAGGACUUGUCAAGUACGAAGAGGAGUUGUCCUUCUUCGGCCUUGACUGCAGCGAUUUGGAGGAGAUGCUUGGCCCCUGCUGCCGUGAGGUCUACUUCGACAAGAAAGAAACGCUGAUCAAAGUAAACAGUCGGAACGAGGACGAAAACAUUUCGGAUCAAGACAGAACGCUACGAGAACGCCUGUGGCUGUCCAUUGAAAACCCCGGUAGGGACGCGUGUGGAACGUCAUUCUUUUACGUCAUGCUGUUUUUCAUCACGGUAUCUAUAGCGUCCAACGUAUUAGAAACGAUCUACUGCAGGGGCGUAGGUAGGGAAGAAUGGAUGUACUGCGGAGAUAGGUAUCCGAGAUCUUUUUAUGUAGUAGAGUCCGCUUGUGCCAUACUGUUCACGUUAGAGUAUAUCAUCCGCUUCUACUCAACUCCGGAGCGGUGGAUAUUCGUCAAAAGCCCCAUGAGUAUCAUAGAUAUCCUGUCCAUACUGCCUUUCUAUAUUGCUCUCUGUAUGCCAAAGGACAGCGAGAUGAACGGGGUGUUCGUGACGCUACGAGUCUUUCGCGUGUUUCGGGUCUUCAAGUUGACGAGAUCGUCCACCAACUUGCAACUCCUCGGGUACACCCUGAGAUCGUGCGUGCGAGACUUGAGUUUCCUGCUCUUCGCGCUCUUCAUGACGGUAAUAGUGUUCUCCACGGUUAUCUUCUACGCUGAAAAAGGAACGCCGGCGAGUCACUUCACAUCCAUUCCCGCGACGUCGUGGUACAUCAUCGUGACCAUGACCACGCUUGGGUACGGGGACAUGGUCGCCCGGACUACCUUCGGGAAAGUUGUCACGGCCUUCUGUUGCCUCAGCUCGGUUGUACUCCUAACUCUCCCCGUAACAGUCAUAGUGUCCAACUUCAACAACUUGUACCGACCGGACAGACUCAAGAGCAAAUUCACAGCCAUCCCGGCGGUAAGGAGGAGGAGCAUCACCAAGACGCCGAAUGACAGUGACUUGUUCGAAUCGCAACACCGGCAUCUUCUGGAGUCACUGGAUCAGGUCAGAGACAGACGGUUGGGUGGGGUUUCGUUCGUUUAUGAUCCCAGAAGUGAUAACAAAGGCGAGAUCGAAACACUUAAGAUUCAGUCAGAGAGCGAAAGUGAUAGUGACAAUUGUGAUUAUGAAUAUAAAAGCCUUAAGCGUUAACUUACAUCAUAUAUGCAUGUUAUUUUCUCUUCAUAUUAUUCAUAUUGAAUGGGUAUAAAG
This is a messenger RNA of Branchiostoma belcheri (Belcher's lancelet), 1715 nucleotides long. Its product is annotated as potassium voltage-gated channel protein Shal-like. Gene Ontology annotation, molecular function: A-type (transient outward) potassium channel activity; protein binding. Gene Ontology annotation, cellular component: membrane; voltage-gated potassium channel complex. Gene Ontology annotation, biological process: protein homooligomerization; potassium ion transmembrane transport. The transcript has a single exon. The coding region runs from base 153 to 1655 and encodes 500 amino acids. The record is from RefSeq and is a predicted model, not a curated record. NCBI's taxonomy places the organism in Eukaryota, Metazoa, Chordata, Leptocardii, Amphioxiformes, Branchiostomatidae.